UUUCUACAGUAUUUCAUUUCUAACAAGGUUAUUACAGUAUUAUUCAAGUACUCGGCAAGUUUGCAAGAGCAAAGCAGAAAAGAUGGAAGCAAAAGGGAUAAUCACUAUGCUAGCACUAGCAAUGUUUGUUGCUCACCAAUUGUCUGUCACUAGUGCUGGUCGAAUUGGGGUUUGCUACGGAACAGUUGCAGACAAUCUACCUUCACCACAAGAAGUAAUAAAUCUCUACAAAAAAUAUGGAAUCCAAAUGAUGAGAUUAUUUGCACCAACACCUGAAAUAUUAGAAGCAUUAAGAGGAACUGGGAUUUUAGUCUCAGUUGGUGUCGAGAAUGAAGAUUUAAAGGUUCUUUCAUCGAGCCAAGAGUCUGCUAAUUCAUGGGUGGCAACACAUAUUGUCCUGUACAAAGAUAACGUUACGUUUGGUUGGAUCUCAGCUGGAAACGAAGUUAUCCCUGGAACACUGGCUCAGUAUGUCCCUGGAGCCAUGACCAACAUUUAUAACGCUCUGGUGAAUGUCAGCUUAGAUCAGAUUAAGGUUACUACAGUUGUUCCAGCAUCUGCUCUUGGCACUACUUACCCUCCUUCAGCAGGUGCUUUUAAGGAUGAAGUUGUCGAUGUUAUGACUCAAGUUUCCAAAUUUUUACAAAGUCAUGGUGCAACAUUAAUGGUUAAUGUAUACCCAUACUUUGCUUAUGCCGAAAAUUCAGCAGAUAUUUCUCUGCCUUAUGCACAAUUUGCUGCUGAUAAACCUAUUGUAGAUGGAAACUUGAGUUAUUACAGUCUCUAUGCUGCGAUGGUAGAUUGUUUCAAUGCAGCUUUAGAGAAGAUAGGUGCACCUGAUGUUGCGGUUGUUGUAUCUGAAAGUGGUUGGCCAAGCGCUGGAAAUGAGCCUUAUACAAGUGUAGCUAAUGCAAAGGCUUACAAUGCGAACCUUAUUAAGAGCGUUUUGAGCGAGGGAACCCCAAGAAGACCCAAUCAGCAAUACGAUGCAUUUCUGUUUGCGAUGUUUAAUGAGGAUUUAAAAAUGCCUGCUGGUGUUGAACAGAAUUUUGGUUUAUUUUAUCCUAAUAUGGACCCUGUUUAUCCCUUAUUUUGAUGUUCAUUUGGUUCCAAGGUCACGCCCAUGAUCUAGGAUUUGCUUAACAGUAGUUUAAUUAGAUUUUUUACUCGU
Papaver somniferum (opium poppy) is the source of this 1171-nucleotide messenger RNA. Its product is annotated as probable glucan endo-1,3-beta-glucosidase BG4. The transcript has 2 exons. Gene Ontology annotation, biological process: carbohydrate metabolic process. The coding region runs from base 83 to 1096 and encodes 337 amino acids. NCBI's taxonomy places the organism in Eukaryota, Viridiplantae, Streptophyta, Magnoliopsida, Ranunculales, Papaveraceae. Gene Ontology annotation, cellular component: plasma membrane. Gene Ontology annotation, molecular function: hydrolase activity, hydrolyzing O-glycosyl compounds. The record is from RefSeq and is a predicted model, not a curated record.